This is a messenger RNA of Venturia canescens, 5031 nucleotides long. RefSeq names its product clathrin interactor lqfR (gene lqfR). The record is from RefSeq and is a predicted model, not a curated record. The coding region runs from base 290 to 2194 and encodes 634 amino acids. NCBI's taxonomy places the organism in Eukaryota, Metazoa, Arthropoda, Insecta, Hymenoptera, Ichneumonidae. Gene Ontology annotation, molecular function: clathrin binding; phospholipid binding. Gene Ontology annotation, cellular component: endosome; clathrin vesicle coat; plasma membrane. Gene Ontology annotation, biological process: endocytosis. The transcript has 9 exons.
AGAACCUCGCCCAGGUUUUCUGAAAGUCGUCCCAUUACACCUCGUCAUCCAUGUACCUUGGAGUUCUUUGACAUGGCGCACUCCUGAUGACGUUCGUGUGUGUACUCGCGGUCUCGCUACUAUCGCGAAACAGAUAGAUCAAAUGCCCUUUAGUAAAAACAGCUGGUUCACACCAGACAAUAUUUUUACGUCAUUGGAUAAAAACGAUAAAAUUUAAUCGUUGGUGGCAGCAACUUGGUGUUUUCUGCGGAUUGAGAAAUUUGUGACGAGUGCUUUAACAUACGAUAUCAUGAUGAAUAUGUGGAAAGUGCGGGAAUUAAUGGACAAGGCAACCAAUGUUGUUAUGAACUAUACCGAAACUGAGGCCAAAGUCAGGGAAGCUACAAACGACGAUGCCUGGGGACCUACAGGGGCCAUGAUGCAAGAAUUAGCUCAGUCAACGUUUACAUACGAGCAAUUUCCUGAAGUAAUGUCGAUGCUAUGGAAGCGAAUGUUGCAAGAGAACAAGCGAAACUGGCGUCGUACUUACAAGUCUCUUCUCCUGUUGAAUUAUCUGGUUCGCAAUGGUUCGGAGCGAGUCGUGACGUCGUCCCGAGAGCAUAUUUACGAUCUUCGCUCCCUUGAGAAUUACACGUACGUGGAUGAGUUUGGGAAAGAUCAGGGUAUAAAUGUGAGGCACAAAGUACGCGAGCUCAUAGACUUCAUACAAGACGAUGACAAGCUUCGUGAUGAAAGGAAAAAAGCGAAAAAGAACAAGGACAAGUAUGUUGGAAUGUCAAGCGAAGCGAUGGGUAUGAAUUUCGGCGGAGGUGAUCGGUGGACCGAUAAUCCAAAAUGGAAUAAACCAAGUAUAGAAAGUUAUAACGAUUGGGAAAGAGAGAGUCGAGGUAGCAGAGGUUUCGAAGAUGGAAACAACAGUGAUGAUGGUGAAAGGGAAGAUUCCGAUAAUGAUAAUCCUUCGAGUCCAAAGAAAAACGAUCGAGAGUUUCGUGACAAGCUCGAUACCUUGGAUAAAAUAAGAAGGUUUGAAAUGCAACGAAAGUCAGCCCAGACCUCACCUUCGCGACAACCGCGUCCUGUAAAAAAAGUUGAUCUGGGAGCAGCUGCUAAUUAUGGAAAAGAUCAACCGAGUACCAAAAAUCAAUCAAGCCCGAAAAAUAAUACCGUUUCAUCGAGUAACCAAAUGAAGAACAAAGAAGAGAUCUUGAAUGACAUAUUCGAUUCACAAAACGAAAAUAGCGAAAAGAAACCAAACGUCGAGAAUAACGACGAGGAUGAUGAUUUUAAUCCGCGUGAAAACGCUUACGUUCCAAUUCAAGCACAGAGUCAGAAUUCAAAUUUUGGCGAUUUUAGCAGUGCCUUCGGCGUUACAAAUACAUGCACGAACAAAUCUACGAAAACUGCGGAUAGUAUUGACGAAUUUGCUGAUUUCACGUCGGCUUUCAAUUCAGGAGCAAAAAUAACGAACGAAAAUUGGUCAGGAACGCCUCAAACACAAAUUUCUUUAAUGGGAUCGACGAUACCAAACAUUGGAAAUCCAUUAGCCAACAAACCAAGCAAUAAUACCUCACUUAUCAAUCCUUCACAAUCACCAAGUAUGACGACAGCCGCGAGUAGUUCUACCACUGAUCUUUUAUCAACGAAUCUUACGAUGGGAACCAAUUUACUCAACACCAUGCAAUCUCCCCAAAGCCAAAACAAUCAAAAUGUCUUGAGAAACAAUGCUAAUAACAAUUCAGCAUCUAUGGGCACGGAUCUAUUGGCGGAUUUCGAUGGUUUCAAUUCUCAAAUCGUCGGUUCAUCAAACAACGCAAACUUACCAAACACCAAUGUCUAUAGUCAAGGGAGCGUUUACAAUCUUACGUCAACAUUGGAUACGAGUUCAGUGUUUCAAGCGGAUUCGGCGAGCAACUUUCUCUCGCCCAUACCGGUUAAUGCAAGUAUGGCGUCGAACGAUUCAACGAUAACACCAAUCGGCUCAACAUGGGCAGGCGCAGGAUUGAAUAUCGAUCUCAAUAAUCUUAUGGGCGGGAAGUUGAAACCAUCCGGUCCGGCACCAACGAUGAAUCAAUUAGCCAGCAAUAGUCCACAGCAUCAAGCCAAACCUUUGGGUGGUACGUCGAUGAGAUUUGGGGGAUCGUCGAUGCAAUCGCCUCCUCCAGCAAGCCCGACAUUCUUCCCUGCAUUUCAAUGAGUAUGUGCAACACUCUUGCAAAAGUCGGUGCACCCAUAAAAGGUAGAUCGACUCUGAAAAGUCGAAACGAAAGGCCCAAACAUAAAAUAAUAGAUUGACGUCUGCGAGAAAGAGGAAAAACGAAGAAGUAGAAGAAUAACAAAUGUUGACAAUACGUGCUUCCUUUAAAACACGAAUUUAAUAAUGCACGAUAAAUAAUGCAUAAAUAUUUGCAUAACAUUUAUGUAAAAAUGGAAAUGGAUUUAACGAAAAACAUUUGAGAAUGAAACGAUAUAGUUAAAUGAACUAUAGAGUUGGAAUUUAGAGAAAAAUAGAUUGAGAAAAAUAAAAGAGACAAAAGUUCUGAGUUAUUGUAACAAGAAGGAUGACUGUCGUGGCACAAAAGACGAGGCGAAGUUUAGCGCAAUACGAGGAGUGGGUGCACUGAAAGAUCGAUUGUUUUUAUACGAGAAAACAAAUGUUUGAAUCAUCACGAAGAUAACAUGAGAGCUAUCGUGGUUAUAUAAUAGCAACGGAGAACCUCUUUUUUCAAUAAACAAGCAGACAAAAUGAGACAAAUUAUAUGUAAUCCGUUUGGGAGAAAUGGAUUGGGCGAACAAGUCGCCUUGUUAGUAAAAGUACGCCCGAUCCAAAUCCCACUAGUAGUCAAACGGUUCACCGACUUUUGUAAAUCAAUUAAUAACAGAAAACAAUAAAUAAUAAGGGGAGAUUGAAGGCGUGAAAAAUAUGUAUCGGACGCGAGAAAUGAAACGAAGUUGAAAUCGCUAGCUUGUAUACUCCACUUUCUUUGAGUGAGAGAUGGGGAGAAGUGCAUAUCCUUUCGAGAUCGAAAAAAAAGAAACAAGUAUAAAAGAUUAAAGCAACCACUUAAUUACAAAGAUAAUUAUUAGCCACGAAGUAUACUAACUGAUUAGGUUCUCAUAAUAGUUAUCAUUAUUAUUACCAUAGUUUGUAAGACGAAGGCAGGUUCAUUAGUGUUUAACUUUUCGAUAAAAAAGAAACGAAACAAAACAACUUUGUUGGGAGGUUGUUGAAUUCUUUGUAUGGAAAAUAAAACAGGCAAAAGAAGUGACGAGGAAAAAUGAAACUGGCGAUAAAGCAAUAAAGCCUCUCCACAGCAGCCGCAAGGAGAAAAGUCUUGAUCUUAAGAUAUAUUAAAAUGUAUUUUCUUGACUCUUCUCAACUGUAUUACGGUCAAAGAGCAGCUGAGGUAUAUAUAUAUAUAUCUACAUAUAUACAUAUAUAUACACACAUGAAUAAGCAACGGUGGAGUCAUAGAUUUAUAGAGUUAUGAACUUUGAGGAAUUAUUUUGUUUUAUCAUGUUAUCGAAAUCUAAGCUCCCGAAAAGAGAGAGAGCAUGAGAGCUAAAUAGCAUUUUUUGGCUUCGCGAUGAACGAACGGAAAAUAAAAAGGAAUAUUGUAGAAGAAUCGCUCAUUCCGUAUUCAUGACGAUGGUUGUACUGGUUCAGAAUGUAAACAUUUAUUUUAGACAACUGCGAUAGGUAAUUGAAACAUAUCCAAACAUUCGGUUUAUGGAAAAUAUGUUGUCCUGUGUUGAAAUUAUUUUUGAGAGUAGUGCCAAUUUCAAAAUUUGUGAUUCCAAGUUGUUCCAUUUCGAGCCAAUUAAAUCGUACCUUUUUGCGCGUUUUUCUGAUCAAACGUAGUUUGAUCCGUUUACUUCUUAUUAUUGUGCUCAUUGCUACAAAAAUACUUUCGCCAGUAAUUUUUUUUCAUCCUGCUCUCCGCAUACUCUUUUCUAUAAUGCAACAUUCUUUCAAGACUUUCCAUAACAGUUACCAGCCGCAUAAAACCGAAUCAAAAAUAAAUUUAUGCGGUAUCUCAAUAGUGUAACUCGCAUUUCAAUUCAGUCUACAUCAAAGUGCUUCAUUCACGAAUGGAGCGUUGUUUUUGUUGGCAGCUUUUUUGCACGAAUUUUCGAUUUUUAUUGUUCCCAUAGACGAAGCAUUUUUUCUAAUUUUCCGGUUCAGAGUUGGGAUAAUUUUGUCAGAGACUGAAAUUCCUGAUAUUUUGGAUAUUCCUCCUUUUUCUUUGUCUGUUGCGCAUUUAUUGGAGAGUGAAUAUAUAUAUAUAUAUAUAAAUAUAUAUAUUCCGUAUGAGUGUGAUUUACGUGAUAUUGAACAUUGAAUAUCCCGCUGUAAAUACAAUGUGGAAAGUAAAUAUGUAAAAAAAGAAAGAAUGCGAAAAGAACGUAGAAUCGAGGAAUACAUGUGAAAAAUCAAUGGGGCAAAAUUAAAGUUGCGAUCGAGCAUAAAUCGAUGAUUUAUAUCCCUGUUCCGAGGAUUGAAAGAAAAAUUACGAUCCUUACCAAUAUGUAUUUUUAUUUUUUUUUUAUCAUUAUUAAUUUGUCACACUCGGACAAAAGUCUACCAUGUUUUGACUCCAACGUGGAGCUAUUGUUACGUUCAAAUGAGUGGAAAAACAAAAAAUGAUAUUCGUACGUAUUUUGCAACUUUCCUACAAUUUUCAGUAAAAUCUUACUGAAAAAUUGACUCAUCACAUCGUUUCCAGUUCCAUCAAAUUAUGAUUUCAAAUUAAACGUGUGCACGUGUUUGUGAAAACAACAAAAAAGUUAUGGAAAAAGCAUACGAAUAACUUGCAAUGUGAUUAACAAUCAUUAUUGUUUCGACGAAUAAUCUUAUUGCACGAACAUUAUAGCCAAUGAUUCGGAACUCAGUAGCUUCAGCGAAAAUAAUGUAUUUUCAUGAGUUUAUUAUUAUAAUCUAGCAAAAAUUAUACGGUUAAUUCGAGUAUUUAUAAAUAUGUUGCGGUCUUUAUAAUUUUAUCUUUAUUAAAUGCUCAUUGGUGCUGGUAUGAA